Messenger RNA from Drosophila serrata, 2358 nucleotides. RefSeq lists its product as uncharacterized. The record is from RefSeq and is a predicted model, not a curated record. Lineage: Eukaryota; Metazoa; Arthropoda; Insecta; Diptera; Drosophilidae.
UUUAUUUUCUACACAUAUAUACACACACACACACACCGUUUCUCUGAUUCCUCCUAGUGUCCUAGUCCUUGGCAUCCUUAGGAAAGGAUUAUGAAUGCCGCCGUUUGUGUGGUGGUCACUGUACCCACAGAGGCCGAGGAGCAACGCCUAAAUCCACGUGUCUGCUCCCUGUGCGGCUGCUCUUUGCUGGAGGGCAAGGGCUCCUUGGAGCUAUGCAAACGCUGCUGGCAAUUGAGUCACAUCUCUGGCAAUGGCCUGGAUGCGCCGCAGAAAAGUGCUCGCACUGCCACUCCUCGUGACCGAACUUUGCCUCUGAACAAGCUCAGGGAGAAUGCCUCUCUGGAGCAACUGUUGCGUGCCAUUGCCGAGGAGUUGUGCCUGGAGUGCAAUGUCUUUUGGUCGCAGGAUUUGAGUGGACGGCAGCUUCAAGCCCGCUUCGAUUUGCAGCAGGAUGAGCGAUUCGAGCGAUUGCUAUGCACUCUCCAGGACUGGGGUGUGGGCGAACGUCCUGGCACCCAUGUGAGUGCCAUCAAUUGUCUGGAGACCAGGGAUAAGCCAACGGAUAAGGUGCACCAGCACCAGCACCAGCAGCAGUUGCAGGAUCUUUCAGCUAGCAAUACAGGAGACUUGAAGCAGGAGCAGGAGCAGCAGCAGCAGCAGCAGGAGCAGCAACUCGUCUCGGAUAAACUCAGCCAGGAAUCGGGAUACAAACCCAGUCAGAACCUGAACCAAGGCUGGCAGAGUUUCAUGGACUCGGUGCGUUGCCGCUUGAAUGUGAACCAAGUGGUGCGCCAGGUGAGGCGCGAUGCCACUUUGACCUUUGACUUUGUGGUUCUCCUCAUUUCGGCUGCCCUGCUCUCCUGCGUGGGUCUGGUGGAGAAUAGCUUCCUGUUCCUGUCCAGCUCCAUGCUGAUAUCUCCGCUAAUGGGACCGAUUAUAGCGGCCAUCUUUGGUUCAGUGAUCGGCGACCGGGAUCUCUGCUGGCUGGGUCUGAAGAAUGAACUCCUGGGCAUUGCCGUGUCCGUGGCAAUUGGCUUUGUCUUUGGUGGCAUUGUCUGUGGCUUUGGCUACUUCUUUGCCAUCUCCACGGGUCUCACCGAGGAGAUUGUGUCCCGUUGCGACACUCAUUCGCUGGCCAUCAAUGUUUGCACUGCCUUGGCCUCGGGAGCUGCUGGGGCAAUUGCUGUCUUGGGCGGAAAUACCGGCUCCCUGGUGGGUGUGGCCAUUUCCGCUUCCUUGCUGCCACCGGCGGUAAAUGCCGGCCUCCUAUCGGCCUUGGCCAUUGGCACUAGAUUUUUGGCUCCCGAUCAUGAACUCCUGCAGAGUUUGCAAAAGCACAAGACGUACUCGGAUCAUUUGCCCAUCGAACUGAUGGUCUGUGCCGGUGUUAGCAUUGCUUUAACUCUGCUGAAUAUCGUUUGUGUGUGGCUAAUGGGUGUGGUGGUGCUGCGCAUUAAGGAAGUGGCUCCGGCGGUGCAGAGGAAUCAGCAUUUUUGGCAUCAUGAUCUACGCACUGCCCGGGAGGUUGCCCUCCUGGACCCGGCCCUGCAGAAUGCCAUCGAUCAGCUGGAUGAGAGUCAAGCGGGUGCGGCCACCAGUGUCCAGGAACCAGGACCCGGUUUGAAUAAUUACCACACGGUUCAUGGUUUCAAGGAGUUCUGCCUGACGGUGCAUCGCUUGAAUAAUGUGAAUGCCAAGGAGGCGUCACAGCAGCCACCAUUGCCCAGUGUCAUGGAGUUGUUUGCUCCCCUCCAGGUGGAGGAGGAGACCCAGAUCGAGGAGCAGUCUCGCAACGAUACCAGCCAGAGUGUCCUCAUUCAGCCGCAGUCCAUGGAUAAUGUCAGUGGGAAUAUGGUCUGUGGCACUUGCCAGAGUUUGCCCAAUCUCCGGCCUCUGGGCAGUGAGAUGAGUCUGCCCAGUCUGGGCUCUGUGGCUGGCAAGGAUCAGCGCCAGCGGAAGACAGGACAGGUGCUGAUACCAUUGCCCAAUCUGCAGCCAAAGGAGGCAGUUUUGGAUCGACCAUUGAAUCUCCUAGACUUUGGCAAAAGUCUGGUAGGAGAGCCAGGGGAAAUGCACGAUGAGUUUCAGGCUUAGUUUCCGGAGAAGGGGAAGGGGAAGGGGAAUAAAGUCCUUUUCCUUUCCAGCAUAAAAAAAAGGAAAAAGGAGAGCAAAGUAAACAGUCGGGUUGCAAGGAUGCCCCUUCUCCUGGUCCUGGCUUUGAUUACCGCCACAGGAUGUCUCUGUUUGUCAACCACUCCAAAAGACCCAGGAAUUGGCGGUGACAACACAAAAAUGCAGAAAUAAAACUCACAAAAAAACAAAAAAAUAUAUAUAGACACCUGACAAAAAACCAAGAAA